AUGAUGGAGCGCGCGCUGGCCAAACUGCGAGGACACGUCAACGGCAGCCUGGGCUCGACCGCGAGGCUGCUCGAGGCAGUCGAAACGACCAUCAGCCCCGCCCGGACACCUGCCGCAUACUACCACGCCCUCACGGCAACCCUCGCGGCGAGCACUGGCACCAGCAUCGCAGACGACGCCGCCUACCUGCUCGCCAUCGUCAUCCCCGCACUCAGCAACGACGAACGCAGCCAGCAAGCCACCCACAUCCUCGCCAUCCCCACGGACAACACCCGCACCCGCCUCGCCCUCCAGCUGGCCAUCUACCAGCAGCCGCCCUCCCAAGCAACCACCGCCAACCUGCGCACAAACAUCCUCCCCCUCCUCACCCACCCCCAGCCGAAAACCAGGCGCGCAGCACACAGCUUCCUCACCCAGGCCAUCGCCACCCAUCCCCAGCCGAUCACCAGCUACACCCUCCAGCAACUGGCACGCCCCCUCCAGCCAGCGAUCACCAUCAGCCUCCUCAAAUUCACCCAGGCCAUCACCACCCACUUCGACGACCACCAGGCACUCAUCCAGCACCUCAGCAACAUCCCCAACACCACCCCCAGCCAGCCAUUCCUGGCAGCCACCAUCUACGAAACAUACCAGGCCAUCCUCAACAACAACAAACUCAGCACACCGCUCAUCAUCGCCAUCAUCAACCAACUCACCCACCACACACCGAUCAGCCACCCCGAACAGCUCAACGCUCUCCAGCUCGCAUGGACCCAACUAGACCCCAAAACAUCCUCUGCCGAACUAGCCAGGAUCGGAAAACUAGAGCCGAUCUUCCAGAACUUCGCCAGCCCCGACCAGCCCACCAGAGCGGCCACCGAAGCACUGCUCUCAGCCAUCGCCAAGUACUCCAUCUCCGACCAGGACAUCCUCAGCCCGGAUGGCUCGCUCCACCUCAUCCUCAAAGCCGUCCUCGACGGGCUCCACUCCACCGAGCUCAUCGCCGUCGGUGGCACAGUCGAGCUCAUCAACCUACUCAAGACACUCGCCACCAGACUCGCCCGCAACCACCAGCCAUCCUCAUCAACACAGCCUGCCGCCCAGCUCAUCAAACAACACAUCCUAGCACUCGACAAACUGCGCAGGACCAGGCUCGGACUCACACCGACCAUCGACCACUGUCUCGGCGCGAUCAGCCAGUCCUGCGGCCCACGAUUCCUGCUCGACAUCCUGCCCCUCAACCUGGCCCUCGAAAACGACGACGAGCAAGAAGAAGGAAGAGCCUGGCUGCUCACCCUCAUCAAGCCCUUCAACACCGACCUCAAGCACUUCAUCACCCACUUCGUCCCCCUCAGCGAACGCCUCUUCGAAAAAAAGAGGAACGCCCUCAAACAAGCCACUCACCAAAACCAGAAGAACGCGCUCAUCCAGUCCAAGAUCUACGACACACUCAUCGAGCAGAUCUGGAGACUCCUGCCCGGCUACUGCGACCUGCCCUGGGACCUUGCAGAGGCUUUCGAUCGGCCCUUUGCAGAACUGUUGACCCAAGUGAUCUACUCCCAGCCCAGCCUGAGACCACCGAUCCUCAACUCACUCAAGCUGCUCAUCGACAAGACACUCGUCCUGGCCAACCGGAACGCCACCGAGUUCGGCUUCGACCCCCACGCCCAUCUCAACCAUCUCAAGACCUUCGCACCCAACUUCCUCUCCGUCCUCUUCAACGUCUACAACUCCUCCUACGAUCCAUCCGAGCACCCCUCGGCCAACUCCAACCGGGGCUACAUGGUCGACUGUAUGCGGAGCCUGCUGGAGAUCUUAUCCGACAAGGAACUAAACGAGAGUUAUCAAAAGAUCAAAGCCCUACUCGACCAAUCUAUCAGCACCGCCAAGUCCACAGUCACCACCCAAAAGAUGCUCGACCUGCUCACCAUCCUCCUACCCCGACUGGUCACAUCCACCGAGGAAAAGAAAGAGGGACGAGCCGAGCGACUCAAGCGACUCCAGGAGAUCCACGGCCUGAUCAGCCAGGACCAGUUCAUCCUCUCGGCGGACGCGAACCUGCAGAAGAAGUCCUUCAAGCUGCUCGCCACCUUCCUCGACCUGCUCCACCAACACGGGUUCGUCAAGACGGCCGUUGCCGACCUCGACGGCCUCAUCAACAAGCUGCUCGGCCUCGACGGGAAGGGCAAGGUCUCUGGGCCCGCCAAACGCGAUCGCGCCCUGCUUGUCUCCAGCCUCGUCUCCGUCAUCCCCGUCGACAAGCUCCACCACAUCCCCCGCCUCUUGACCGAGGUCGUCCUGGGCUGCAAGGAGGCGAACACCGACGUCCGUGGGCAGAGCUACGAGGUGCUCAUCAAGAUCGGCCACAAGAUGAAGGAGCAUGGCGGGAAGGUCAAUUGGAAGGCCUUGGUCGACGGCCUGGAGGACCAGGAGAAUGAUGAGAAUGCGAUCAUGGAUGAUGGCGAACAAGAGGCGAGCAUUGAAGAAUACUUCAAGAUGAUAUCCGCCGGUCUGGCCGGUACGUCUCCUCACAUGGUCUCGGCUACCAUCGCGGCCCUGUCGCGAGUCUUGUUCGAAUUUCAUGAUGACUUGAGUCGGACGACAAUCGACGAGCUAAUCUCUACGAUCGAGAUCUUCCUCAACUCACCCAACCGAGAGAUCGCCAAGACGGCGAUCGGGUUCAUGAAGGUAGCGGUAGUCAGUCUGAAGAAGGAGGUUGUCGAAGCGCAGCUGGAGAAGAUCGUGCCGGGCCUGCUGAAGUGGGCGGCCGAGCACAAGAACUACUUCAAGACGAACAUCCAGAACUUGCUCGAACGCCUCCUGCGUCUCUUCGGCUUCCCUACCCUCGAGAAAUUCGUCAGCUCCCGCGAGGAAAACGAUGGUGGUCGGAAACUGGUCAACAGCUUGGUCAAGAAACAGAAGAAGAAGAAGCUCGCUCGCCAGGCUCGUGCUGAGAAUCCUGCCGACGACGAUCGGAAGGCUCUCGAUGAUCAGGAGAGUGACGAUGACCGACCGGCACGCCAACCGCGACUCGGAGACGCAUAUGAAGAAGCGCUGUACGGCUCUGAGAGCAGCGAUGAGGACGACGGCGAGCAGGCGGGCGGGCCCCGCCAAGGAAGCAACGCCAAGCACAUGGACAAGAAGAACAAGAAGAACAGGGAUGGUGGGGCGCUCGAUAACCAGCUCUUGGAUGAUGAUGAGGACCAGAUCAUGGAUCUUCUUGACGGCGGCCGGAUGGCCAACCGCGCCUUGGGUGAGUCCCUCUCUCUCUCUCUCUAUCUCGGAGGUUUUUUGCUCUCGAGGCUUACUGAGACUGGGGGACGAAAUACAGCUGGGAAGGUGGCGAAGGCGGAGAAGCGGAAAGAGGCGCUGCAGCGGAUCGGGGCGGGGUACAAGAAAGACGCGGAGACGGGCAAGAUGAUCAUCGAGUCUGAUGACGACGAGGGUCCGAAGGCGGGGACGGGCGGCGGCGGCGGAACCGAAGACAGCACGAAUGCGUUCCUCGAGGCCGUCCAUGGCGCCGACGGGUUCAGGAGAGACGCCCGAGGCGUCGCUAAGCCUAAUAAGAAACGCAAAAACCACGUCCGCGACGACGUCGAUCUCGACGAACAGGUCGAGGCCGUCCAGGGCUUGCAUCUUACCGACCAGGACUCGGGCGCACUUCUUCUUAAUAAGAAAAAGAAAGUGAAGAGGGUCAAGGAGAAGCUCGGGGCCGAAUUCAAGGCUAAAAAGGCGGGCGGAGACCGGGUGGCGCGGGAUAAGAACGGCCAGGAAAUCUCUCCGUUCGCCUACCUCCCCAUGAGCGCGCUCAACUCGAAGAAAAAGAAACAUGCGGUCGCUAAGAACAUGGAUAUCACGGGCAAGGUCAAGGGCUCUGCGUCCCGCUCUUGA
Puccinia triticina is the source of this 3870-nucleotide messenger RNA. RefSeq lists its product as uncharacterized. The transcript has 8 exons. The record is from RefSeq and is a predicted model, not a curated record. Lineage: Eukaryota; Fungi; Basidiomycota; Pucciniomycetes; Pucciniales; Pucciniaceae. Bases 1 to 3870 code for a protein of 1289 amino acids.